AUGGCAGAUCAGCAAUAUUCAACAGUCCAGGAAAGUGAGACUGCCCAAAAGGUUGCAGGAGAAUCGUUGAAUUGUGAGAUGUUCUUGAAUAAGGAACAAAACCAGAAACUCCAAGAGGAUGCGGCCUUGACAGAUGCCAAGACAAUGAAAGAGGAAGCGAAGACCACUCUCAUGGAGGAGCUCCACCGGUCCAAAAGCGACUCUAGCUCGUCUAGUGAUGAAGAAGAUGAAGGAAGAGAGAAGAAAAAGAAGAAGAAAGGCUUAAAGGAAAAAUUAUCAGGCGAAAAGGAAGAGGUAGACACUAAGUGCAAAGACACAUUCACUCCAGUUGAGAAAGGCAAUGAAGUAGUAAAUGCAGAGGCAACACACACACAGGAGAAAAAGGGGUUUAUUGAGAAAAUCAAAGAAAAACUUCCGGGACACCACAAGAAGGCAGAAGAUGGUUUUUCUGCUGAGUGUGCUACAAAUGAGCAUUCCCCUGAAGGUGAAGCAAUGGAGAAGAAAGGAAUCUUGGAGAAAAUCAAGGAGAAGCUACCUGGGUGCCAUAAGAAUGAAGAGGAGAAAAAGGACAAAAAGUUCGAAAAAAAAUCCCAAUCACAUUAUUAA
Molecule: messenger RNA, 606 nt
Organism: Quercus lobata
Lineage: Eukaryota; Viridiplantae; Streptophyta; Magnoliopsida; Fagales; Fagaceae
Product: dehydrin ERD14-like
Exons: 3
Coding region: 1-606 (201 amino acids)
Biological process (GO): response to abscisic acid; cold acclimation; response to water deprivation
Cellular component (GO): membrane; cytosol
Source: RefSeq, a predicted model, not a curated record